Molecule: messenger RNA, 920 nt
Organism: Anolis carolinensis (green anole)
Lineage: Eukaryota; Metazoa; Chordata; Lepidosauria; Squamata; Anolidae
Product: lysozyme C
Exons: 5
Coding region: 316-768 (150 amino acids)
Molecular function (GO): lysozyme activity
Source: RefSeq, a predicted model, not a curated record
GGGGUUUUUCCGUGGUUUACUCAGGAUCUCUGAGUGGAUUCCUAUAUGUGAAGGCAAAGGAGGAUUCCUCAGAGGUCUGCUUCAGCAUCCUUGGGGAAAAUGAUGUCACAGUUCAACUCACGUUCUAGAAUUUCAUGGAAUUUCUCCAAGGAAGAAGAAGAAUGCUGGAAGCUCAUGGCAGCAGCAGGGUUCAUGCAAAAGCAACGGUGACCCCAGGCUUUUCAGCACUGCCUUCACUUUUGAAACACAUCCUGCGGCCCCCUGUGACCAGCCUGGCUGGAUUUCAUCCUUUUCUUACAGACGGUGGCCGAGACCAUGGCUCCUUUGCUCCAGACCCUCCUCCUCCUCGCCUGCUUUGUGGAAGCAACCCAAGCCAAAAUUUUUGAUCGCUGUCAGCUGGCCCAUGUGCUGAAGGACAACGGGUUGGAUGCAUUCGAGGGGAUUAGCCUGGCUGACUGGAUCUGUAUGGCGUUUUUUGAGUCUGGCUUUGACACUGAGGCCAUUGAUUGGCACAAUGAUGGCACUAAAGACUACGGUAUCUUCCACAUCAACAGCGGCUGGUGGUGCAAAGAUGAAUCUCUUGACAGUUCAUCAGAGAACCUUUGCUCCAUGAAUUGUAAAGAUUUAUUAGAUGAUGACAUUACAGAUGACAUCAACUGUGCCAAGAGGAUCGUGCAAGAUCCCCAAAGCAUGGGGGCUUGGAAUCAGUGGAAAAUGCAUUGUAAAGACCAAGACCUGUUCCGCUGGGUGAAGGGUUGUCAGCUGUGAAAAGGAAUCUGGCCACAAUCUGUCUGCUCCCUAAAAUGAUAAAUGAUUAUUUUAUUUUUAAUAUCACUGUCAAGUGCCUUCUGUAUUCGGUGUUAUUUCUGAUGAUUCAUUCAAUUCCGCUGAUUAAAGUGAAAUGUUUUCAUUCUUGUGCA